AAAAAUAAACGACGUUUCCUGUUUAUCAUCUGACAGUUUCAACACAAGGAAGGGCGUCAGAAAACUCAUCUCAACAUUUGGCUGUCAUCAUGGGGGCUUGUAUGGCCUUGUGCUCUUUAGCCAGCUGUCUUCUUUUUGCUGCUGGGGACCUUUGUGUCUGUCAUCAUGAUUCUUCCCGGAAUGGAAGCUCAGCUACGCAAAAUUCCAGGAUUUUGCCAAGGAGGGAGUACUAUCCCUGGUGUUGAAAACCAGUUUAACUGUGAUGUCAUUGUGGGCUACAAGUCUGUGUAUCGCAUGUGCUUUGCCAUGACGUGCUUCUUCUUCCUCUUCUUCAUCAUCAUGAUUCGCGUCCGUAGCAGCAAAGACCCCCGUGCUGCUAUUCAGAAUGGUUUCUGGUUCUUUAAAUUUCUGAUCUUAGUUGGGAUUACAGUGGGAGCCUUUUUCAUUCCCGAUGGGACAUUUCAUACUGUGUGGUACUAUUUUGGAGCAGCAGGUUCCCUCUUCUUCAUUCUGAUCCAACUCAUUCUCCUCAUCGACUUUGCUCACUCCUGGAACAAAGUGUGGGUAGAAAAGGCUGAAAAUAAUGACAACAAGUGCUGGUAUGCAGGCCUGCUGACUUUCACACUCCUGUACUACGCUCUGGCUUUCACCGCUGUUGUACUGUGUUAUGUUUACUACACAUUACCAGAUGACUGCACAGAACACAAGGUUGUCAUCAGCCUCAACCUGAUCUUCUGUAUCAUCAUCUCGAUUGUCUCCAUCCUACCUAAGGUUCAGGAAGCCCAGCCAAACUCCGGCCUGCUGCAAGCUUCCCUUAUCUCCCUCUACACCAUGUACAUCACUUGGUCUGCAAUGACCAAUAAUCCAAAUCGAAAGUGUAACCCCAGCCUAUUGAGCCUGGUGUCGAACGUCAGCACCCCCGCGACCUCUGCUGACACAGGUCAUUCGCAGUGGUGGGAUGCUCAGAGCAUUGUUGGCCUCAUCAUCUUCCUCCUCUGCACGCUCUACGCCAGUAUCCGUUCAUCCAGCAACACCCAGGUGAACAAGCUGCUGCAAACGGAAGAGGGUGGUGGAGCAAGUGGAGAUGGUGAGGUGGGGGAGGGCGGCGUACGCAGGGCUGUGGACAAUGAGGAGGAUGGGGUCACGUACAACUACUCAGCCUUCCACCUUCAGCUGUGUCUGGCUUCGCUCUACAUCAUGAUGACACUCACAAACUGGUACCAACCCGACACCACCACCCAAGCCAUGCAGAGCAGCAUGCCAGCCGUGUGGGUGAAGGUUGGCUCCAGCUGGCUGGGCCUAAGCCUGUACCUGUGGACCCUCAUCGCACCGCUCGUCUUCCCUGACAGAGAUUUCAACUGAGUAGGUCUUUUAUUUACAAUUGGCUUUGUUAGAGGCAUACGGGAAAUGGAAUGGAAAUAAUACAGGAAAUACAUUUGAAUAUAUAUAUAUUUUUUGCUCUUCUUUGAUUUUGCUCCUCAUUGUUCAAUGACUCUGAUAAUCAACUGCAGCUAUCACUUGGCCGAGCAUUAAGUUAACGGGAGCUUUAAGCCGCAAGAAGUUAUUCUGUGUGCCGGUGACUCACCUUGAUAGGCUUCUUCCUGCCACUUGCCUGAUAUGGCGUGACUGUGUGCGCCGUUAUCUCCUUGCUGAACUUGAGUUACUUCACUAUCAAAUAGACACAGCGACGAGGCACUUUCGCAAGACAGUACAACCAAUGUUCCAAUUUUAGAAGACGUGUUGAAAACCAGAAUCAUGAGUGUUUCUAUUGGCCACAUGUGGAUACCGUUCUCUUUUUGAUUAGGUGGGGGAAAUGAGGGGAAACCUCCUUUUGAGCCCCAGUGAGAGAAGCGUGUGAGAGCGAGAUAAGACUAAAUUGGCACACCCCACAGAUGAAGACGAGGGUUCCCUUUUGCAACUAGACUGUAUACACAAACACAUCUUUGCACUGCCUGAGACUGAACAGAUCACUCGUUUAAUGUCAUAUCUCUCUGGUCUGCUACUAAACCAAGGUCACCUAUCCCUGAUGUAACACCUUCUCCAUGUCUGACUGUGUUUGGCCAUGUUGAGCCAUGUUCAACCAUCUGUACCUGCAUAGCAGUCAGCCUGCAGCAGGCAGGGAGACAUAUUGAUCUUUGCCAGUCGACCUCACGUGAUGUGCACCAGGCUCCGUGUGCUCACACAUAUGCCAUCAUUUCCAAUAUGCUGUGUGCCCUUGGUAUUAACAAUUUGCGUUGCAGUGACCGUGAAUGUGUUUUGAUCUGAAGUCGGUGGUUUUAAAAUGACAGUGAUGUUAAUUGUCUUCAUUAAAUGGUGGUUACCUGCAUUUCACUAUAAUGGGUGCUUGUACCAAUCCCGAAAGCGUAUUUGUUAUCAUACAUGAAUUAUUUCAGAAACCCAAUCAGAUGAACCAAGUGUCUUGUGUGCUGCAUAUUACCCUUUUUGGAUGGAUUUUUUUUUUUUUUUUUUUUGUAUGAAAUAUUUUUCAGUGUUCUACAGUUUUCCAUCAUCACCUGACUUACAUACACUAUCAAAGCAGAAAUCCAAGUGUUCUAUUAUAAUACGUGACAUUUCAAGUGCCUUUUUGUAUUUGUCUAUUAUUUUAUAUGAAUCUUUCAUGCUGAUACUGUAUGUGCUUGUCUUGCCUUACUCAUGGUGAGCCAUUGCAUGCAUAUGCUCAUGGCAAGUUAGUAUUGUAUGGACAUUGGUUUUUAUUAAAGAUUAAACACUUUAAUUCAG
Dunckerocampus dactyliophorus (ringed pipefish) is the source of this 2739-nucleotide messenger RNA. It is a transcript of the gene serinc2l, whose product is annotated as serine incorporator 2, like. The transcript is spliced from 10 exons. The record is from RefSeq and is a predicted model, not a curated record. The coding region runs from base 166 to 1362 and encodes 398 amino acids. Gene Ontology annotation, cellular component: membrane. Lineage: Eukaryota; Metazoa; Chordata; Actinopteri; Syngnathiformes; Syngnathidae.